AGAGGAAAACAGAAACAGCAUUCUCAGACACAAGGAGAGAUGAGCGGAGUAGGGAAGGUGGUAUGUGUCACCGGAGCAUUGGGUUUCAUAGCGUCGUGGCUGGUAAAGCUCCUGCUCGAACGUGGGUAUACCGUUAAAGCCACCGUUCGCGACCCAAAUGAUCCGAAGAAAACAGAACACUUAUUUGCACUUGAGGGAGGGAAGGAAAGACUUCAUCUAUUCAAAGCAGAGUUAUUGGAUGAAGGAAGUUUUGAUUCUGUUGUGGAUGGGUGUGAAGCAGUUUUUCACACGGCAUCUCCUGUGUUUCUUUCAGUUGCUGAUCCCAAGGCAGACUUAAUUGAUCCUGCGCUCAAGGGAACUCUUAAUGUUCUUAAGUCAUGCACGAAAGUUCCUUCCAUCAAGAGGGUAGUGCUGACUUCUUCAAUGGCUACAGUUUCAUACAAUGGAAAAUCAUUGACUCCAGACGUUGUGGUGGAUGAGACUUGGUUUUCAGAUUCAGCUUUUUGUGAGCACUCCGAGCUUUGGUAUGUGCUAUCCAAAAUAUUAGCUGAGGAGACAGCUUGGAAGUUUGCAAAAGAGAAUGGGAUUGAUUUGGUUACAAUAAACCCAGGAUUUGUCAUUGGUCCUAUUUUGCAGCCAACCCCCAAUGCCAGCAUUGAUGUGAUGUUGAAGCUCAUAACAGCUGGAGAAACAUUGCAACCUCCUGCUAAAUUUGUCGACGUUCGAGAUGUUGCAUAUGCACACAUUCAAGCAUUUGAGAUUCUUUCAGCUGGUGGUAGAUAUUGCAUGGUCAACACAGUUGUACACGUUCUUGAGGCUUUCAAGAUAUUACAUAAAUUAUACCCUUCUUUGCACUUAAAUGAAAAAUUUGAAGGCCAGCCUAUUGAGAAAACGUACCAGAUAUCCAAGGAGAAAGCAAAGAACUUGAUUGGAAAUUUCAUUCCUUUGGAGGUGAGUCUGAAGGAUACUGUUGAAAGUUUGAAGGAGAAGGGUUUCCUAAGCAUAUGAUCAAUUUCAAUAUGUUGUCUCUUUAUGAUCUUCAAAUCUGUGUAAUGGUUAAACUAAGAUUAGGUUGACUCACAUCUAUCUUGUAAUCCAAGUCAUUCCCUUUGUCUAAUGAAUUGUAUGAGGCAUA
This is a messenger RNA of Rubroshorea leprosula, 1135 nucleotides long. The record is from the annotation of a GenBank genome assembly. Lineage: Eukaryota; Viridiplantae; Streptophyta; Magnoliopsida; Malvales; Dipterocarpaceae.